GCCUCACGUUCGUCAUAAUUUUUUUUUCGUUUCCGUGUCCGGCAGUAGUUGCGAAACAGCACUGACAAGGAGUUGUGUGGAGACCAGCGAAGGGCACAGGGAAACGCUAGUACAAUAAUAAGACAAUAUUGUUGCCUGCAAUAGUUUUUUCCCCCAAAUGAUGCUGUCAGAGGUGCUUCAGGUCCUGCGCGGGGCAGGGCGGGUGGGCGCGGCCUUCGCCGCCACACAGGGGGAGCAGCUGAGGCUCAUGGCCUGUAACUCCACCCUUGGGGCAGGGAUCAAGGUGGUACAGGAGGCCGUGGAGAGUGUGGUCGGCAUGGCGAUGGGGAGCACUGGGACUCCUAAGCCAGUGGACUUCCCUGAUAGUGAGGGAUGGGAGGAGAUGGAGCAGGACGAGGCCGCCAAGUGGGCCAUGGGCUCCGAGAUGCCCCCUGAGUUUACCGGGCAGGAGAUGCCGGGGCCCCAGGAGGGCGUGCGGGACCAAGAGGCGCCCAGCGAGCCGCUGUCCCACGGGGCCGCUGGGUGGGAGGUCCCUGGGGGCCCGGGUGGUCCGGGGGGUUUGGGGGGGCCGGGGGGCCAGAGCAGCAGGUUCCUGCACUACUCCUCCGCUCUGCGUGGAGCCCGGUUUCUCCACGACUCCGCGGUGGGCAGGCUGACCGCAGAGGACAUUAAGAAGGCCAGAGACGCCAAACAGGCGCCCGACAGAGUGGUUCUCGCCCGACCAAUCAGACAGAAGCUGAGCGACCGUGCGAGAGAAAGGAAGGUUCCUGCCACUCGCAUCAGCCGGCUCGUUAAUUUUGGGGGUCUGGCUGUUGGGCUGGGACUUGGAGCCAUUGCAGAGGUGGCUAAGCAGUCCUUUACAGGCAAACGUGGAGAUACGCGUGCCCUUCUGGACUCCCCUCUCCUGUCGGAAGCCAACGCCGAGAGGAUCGUCCAGACCUUGUGCAAGGUGCGGGGUGCUGCGCUCAAAAUCGGCCAGAUGCUGAGCAUACAAGAUAACAGCUUCAUCAGCCCCCAGCUGCAGAAGAUCUUUGAGCGGGUCAGACAGAGUGCUGACUUCAUGCCCACCUGGCAGAUGAAUAAAGUUCUAGAGCAGGAGCUGGGUCCAGACUGGAGGGACAAGCUGGCCUUCUUCGAGGAGAAGCCCUUUGCGGCUGCAUCGAUCGGCCAGGUGCACCAUGCCGUGCUUCACAAUGGGAAGGAGGUGGCCAUGAAGAUCCAGUACCCAGGGGUUGCUGAGAGCAUCCGCAGUGACAUCAACAACCUGAUGUCCGUGCUGAAGAUGAGCCUGGUGCUCCCGGAAGGCUUGUUUGCGGACAGUAGUCUAGAGGUCCUUCAGAGAGAGCUUGCCUGGGAGUGCGACUACAAGAGAGAGGCAGAAUGUGCCAAGCGGUUCAGGACCCUGCUGGAGGGGGACCCCUUCUUCGAGGUGCCCGAGGUGGUGGACGACCUGACGAGCACCCGGGUCCUGACCAUGGAGCUGGUGUCCGGGGUGCCGCUGGACGGCUGCGUGGAGCUGGACCAGGAGACCCGGAACCAGAUCAGCCACAACAUUCUCCAGCUGUGUCUGAGAGAGCUGUUCGAGUUCCGCUUCAUGCAGACAGACCCCAACUGGGCCAACUUCUUCUACAACGCCGAGCGGAACAAGGUGAUUCUCCUGGACUUUGGAGCCUGCCGAGAUUACCCAGUGGAGUUCACCGACCACUACGUAGAGGUCGUGUACGCUGCCUCUGUAGGAGACCGGGAGACUGUGCUGCAGAAAUCCACAGACCUCAAAUUCCUCACUGGAUUUGAAACCAAAGCGUUCCAGGAGGCCCACGUGGAGGCGGUGAUGAUCCUGGGGGAGGCCUUCGCCUCCCCGGACCCCUUCGACUUCGGGACCCAGAGCACCACCCGGCGGAUCCAGGACCUGGUCCCGGUGAUGCUGCGGCACCGGCUGACCCCCCCGCCCGAGGAGAGCUACUCCCUGCACCGCAAGAUGGCCGGCUCCUUCCUCAUCUGCUCCAAGCUGGGCGCCCGCAUCGCCUGUCGCGACAUGUUCCGGGACAUCUACCACGCCUACAACGACAGGCGCCUGCAGAGAGCGGCCUAGAUGCAUGGGGGGGGGGGGGAGCAGGGUUUGGGAGGGGGUGCGGGGGAGCCUGGAUGGGGAAAGGAAUAUGUUUUUUUUAAUUUAAUGUCCCAGGCUGCUGUUGUAAUUAUUGUGCAACAUAAUGAGGAAGACGAGUUGGGGACAGUGACGAAGAAGCCUUGAAGGUCGGGACGACGUGCUACAGCCAGGACUUUAAAGGGACCGGGGCACCUGGCCCCUCUCAUUCGCUACACUCCUGGUUCUCUCUGCCUUUCCCUCUUUCUCUCUCCUGCUCUCAUCCUCUUUCUCUGACGGUGCCAUUGGAGACCACACUUUGUAGCCUUCCGGCUCAGCGAACUGCCACUGCCAUGGAAACAAGACUUGAUCAGCCGAUAUCGCCAUAGCGGUGAACAUGGUCUGAGAUACGGUAUUUCACUGACCAGUGCAGGACUGGUGUCCGUCUCAGUCUACGGCACUAAAAAGGUGAAAUGGUCAUCAAAUAAAAGUGUCAAAUGCAGUAAAAAGUACUUUUUACCAGGUUGUAUUUCUGCAUUUUUUUCAGGUGACACGUAAUAAGACUUGGCACUUGUGCAAUAUUUCUAUACCUCUAUAGCCAUAAGAGGUUGGGAUCUGUAAAAAGGCAGUACUGUAUUAUGAGGGUUUAUCAGAGUGAAAGAGUGAAAAUUAAAUUUUCCUUGGUAAAAGGUGUUUACAGGAUUGUUUUGAUGGACCCAUUUUGGCAAGCGGCUUUUUUUUUUUGCAUGAUCUUCCCUUUGAGUCUGUGCAAUGCUGUGCGUUCCAUUUCACUAUCUUGCCAGGCACCAUUCUAUUGGAUGUGUAAAUGGAAUGUUCUGUGUGCUUUAGAUCCAUGCAGUAAGAUGGGUGCCCAAUUGUUAGGGUCCCUCUUGCUGCUAAAUAAACUUGACCAGCGGAAGAAAA
Messenger RNA from Anguilla rostrata (American eel), 3010 nucleotides. It is a transcript of the gene coq8b, whose product is annotated as coenzyme Q8B. Lineage: Eukaryota; Metazoa; Chordata; Actinopteri; Anguilliformes; Anguillidae. The transcript has 15 exons. The record is from RefSeq and is a predicted model, not a curated record. Gene Ontology annotation, biological process: ubiquinone biosynthetic process. The coding region runs from base 158 to 2092 and encodes 644 amino acids.